Messenger RNA from Parasteatoda tepidariorum (common house spider), 4914 nucleotides. RefSeq lists its product as uncharacterized. Gene Ontology annotation, cellular component: nucleus. The record is from RefSeq and is a predicted model, not a curated record. Gene Ontology annotation, biological process: regulation of gene expression. Lineage: Eukaryota; Metazoa; Arthropoda; Arachnida; Araneae; Theridiidae.
AAAUUCUAUGAAAAAUUUUAUACGCUUUAAGGAAAAAAGAAAUAAUGUUCUUUUAUUUUUAAAUUUUUUGUUGUUGGUGAAACAAUGACAACCCAUCAAACAAUGACAACCCAUUACCAAUUUCACAUACACAGGUAGAAAAGCAUAACUUAUAGCUAUUGUACCGAUGAAUUAGUUUCUGUAAAGUGGCGCUGUUGUCAACGUCGGCGCGAUAGCUCUGAGGCUAUCUUACCGAUAGUCGGUGUAAUAGACACUGCCUUAUUGUUUACAUUUCAACUGAAAACACCAUCCAUUGGAACGCGACCUUAAAGGCACUAAUGUGAAAGAUAGGUUUCUUAAAAUAAUCUAUAUUAUAUAUAAAUUUAUAGAAAAUUCUAUUUUGUAUACAAAUAUGUUCUAAUUUAAGGAGUGUUGACACAGAAUGUGAUAAAUGCAUUUUCAAACAUGAGAGAAAAGGAUCAUCAAUCUCUCAUUCUUCCAAUCAAUCAGUGGUGUUUGCAAUCAGAAGAGGUGUGUUCGGUGAAUUGUGACAAUGGUCUUUAAAAACACAGAAAUAGUGCUUUCUAAAAACUAAUGUGUGUGAAUUCUGAGAUGCAAACGAGACUUCAUUAGUGAAAUACUUUACUCUCCAAAAAAUCUACCAAUCAUGCCAUCUUUGGAAUCUACAAUGCAGUAUGAAUGCUGUCUUCAGAAACGGAUAAGCUCAUAGUAGCUUCCUCUACUGAUAGUAGAUUCUGUAGUAGCUUCCUCUACUUUUUAAAAACUAUCCCAAGAUUCUGGACAUCAGGUGUGUUGAAGUAGGCAACUGAUAACGCUACCUACUCUCACCGCAAAUAUGUACUUAUUUGUUGAAAAAUUGCUGUGAUAAACUUUAUUGAAACAUACUUUCUUAUACCGCAGACUACUUUAAUUCACCCUUUUUGUGCAAAGAAAAGCUUUAAAAAAUUGUUUUUGAUUUGCCCCUACUUUGAUUAAAUUUAUAAGCCAUAAUCUUACAAAUGUAAAGUGAAUUAUCAUCAUAGUAAUGGAAUCAUUGUAGAUAAUCAUUGUUAUCUUCUUUAUACGGAAAAAAAAUUGAUAUGAAUGAUAAAAUAUCUCCUUGCUGGCAAUAAAUAAAAUUCAUAUUGUACAUGCAUAAAUCUUUUUUUUUUUUUUGAAGAUUACGUUUUCUGUACCAUUUAUAUAAUCAAUUAACUCUAUUCAUAAAGUGUGUGUCAUUUCUUUCUGGCAAAAGGAAAUAUGAUUAUUAAAGGCAAUCCCAUUCUAUGUUGGCAGUAACAAUCUAUGUUGUGAUAGUAACAAUCUGUGUUGUGAUAGUAACAGCAAAUACUAUCUGUGCAAUGUGUGCUACAGUUGCAAUGAUGUUCUGACGGAAAAAUAUUUACAUGUAUGAAAAUUUAAUGCUUUUAGUUUGUGUGUUUAUAAGUUUCCAAGUGUAGUUCAUAAUUAUACUUUUUUAGUGUAAAACAUUUUACUUCUGUUCUAAAAACUUUACAAACAGAAGUAGUUUCAUUUAUUGGUUUGAGUUCAUAAUAUGGAAAUAAUUUAUUUGAGCAGUCAUUGUGAUAAAUUAAUCAAGCAAAAAAGAAUAAUUUGGCUAAAGUAACACAUUGAACAAACUUCUGAUGCAGUGCAUUAUUAAACAGUUACCUAUAAAUAGAUUAAAAUUACAGUUGCAGAUAAUUAAGCUGUCUGUCACUUUCAUAAAACACAUAUGAUUUGAUAUUUAUACACAAAUUUAAAUUUUGAUUUUCCUGUUCAUACUGAGAAAAUAUUUUUUGUAUUCUGUUAAGGCAAUUUCAUACUCGAUAAUAGAAUUAAACUUUUUUGACCUUCUCAUAUUUAUGGUAAUGAAUACAAGCUUGAUUUUCUUGUGCCUGAUGGAACAUUGAUAUAAAAAUUGGCAAAUAAAGUUUUUUAAAAUAGAUAAUGUUAAACCUUAUAAGCUUGUUAAAGUGAAAACAAUUUUAUUUUUUGCAUUUCUUAAUUUAUAAUGAAUUAUAUUUCUGCCGUGUCUGUGUGAAUAAAUUACUAAUGAAAUCAAAUUUGAUAAUUUCGUGUUCAUUUUUAUAAUAUGUCCUAAUAACAAAUAACAUUAAUUUUACUCUAUCUCUAAAACUGCAUUUAUUACAUGGUAUACCAAAUUUAAUUUAAUCUAAUACUUCAGGUUGUACAUUGUUACUGCAGUUUUUUGUGAUAAAAUUAAUAUAAAGUGAAAUAAUUUAGUUUGUGAAAAAUAGAAAACAUUACCAUCUCAAUAUAAUAUAAAUUAAUGUUUUCCCAGAUGCAUCUAUUAAUAAAUCAUUUGCCUGCUGUAAGGUGAUAAUAUUUCUAUAGUAUUAUAUUUUACUUAAUUAAAGAUUUAUUUAAAAUAAGGGACUUGAUACAGCAUGCUCUUUUUUGUAUCAUAUGUUAUUAAGGGCCUAAUUUAAUUCCGACUGAGUAUCAUCCUCUAAGUAAACCUUAUUCUUGUUAUUCUAACAAGAGUUUUUCAGAAAAAAUUCGACAAAACACUAAAAUUCAUACUGGUGAAAAAUCUUAUUCUUAUAGUAUAAAAAAUAAGAGUUUUUCACAAAAAAGUAAUCUGACAAAACAUAGUCAUAUUCAUACCUAGUGAGAAGCUUUUUUUCUUGUAGAAUAUAAAAGUUUUUUAGAAAAAAGUAAUGGCUAAACACAAUCGUACUGAUACUGGUGAAAAACCUUAUUCUUGUAGUUUAUGUGAUAAGAGUUUUUCACUAAAAGGUAGUCUGAUCACUCACAGUCAUGUUCACACUGGUGAGAAACAUUCUUGUAGUAUAUGUAAUAAAAGCUUUUCACUAAAAGGUAGUCUGAAAAUACACAGCCGUGUUCAUACUGGUGAGAAGCCUUAUUCUUGUAAUAUAUGUAACAAGAGUUUUUCAGAAAGAAAGACUCUAAAUAAACACCGUCAUAUUCAUACUGGUGAGAAGCCUUAUUCUUGUAAUAUAUGUAAUAAAAGUUUUUCACAAAGAGUUAGUUUGAAAAAUCACAGCCGUGUUCAUACUGGUGAGAAGCCUUAUUCUUGUAGUAUAUGUAAUAAAAGUUUUUCAACGAGAGGGAUUCUGAACCAACACUGUCUUGUUCAUACUGGGGAGAAACUUUAUUCUUGUAGCAUAUGUAAUAAAAGUUUUUCACUAAAGGGUAGUCUGAAAAUACACAGUCGUGUUCAUACUGGUGAGAAGCCUUAUUCUUGUAGUAUAUGUAACAAGAGUUUUUCAGAAAGAAAGAAUCUGAAUAAACACAGUCUUGUUCAUACUGGUGAGAAGCCUUAUUCUUGUAGUAUAUGUAAUAAAAAAUUUUCACGAAAAAGAGUUCUCGUUGCACACAGUCAUGUUCAUACUGGUGAGAAGCCUUAUUCUUGUAGUAUAUGUAGUAAGGGUUUUUCACAAAAUGGUAAUCUGGCAAGACAUAGUCGUAUUCAUACUGGUGAAAAGCCUUAUUCUUGUAGUAUAUGUAAAAAACAAUUUUCACUAAAAAGUUAUCUCACUAACCACAGUCAUGUUCAUACUGAUGAUAAGCCUUAUUCUUGUAAUAUAUGUAAUAAAAGUUAUUCACUAAAAGAUAGUCUGAAAAAGCACAGUCGUGUUCAUACUGAUGAGAAGCCUUAUUCUUGUAAUAUAUGUAAUAAGAGUUAUUCACUAAAAGAUAGUCUUAAAAAACACAUUCAUGUUCAUACUGAUGAGAAGCCUUAUUCUUGUAGUAUAUGUAAUAAAAGUUUUUCACUUAAAGGUAGUCUGAUCAAUCACAGACUUGUUCACUCUGGUGAGAAACCUUAUUCUUGUAGUAUAUGUAAUAAAAGCUUUUCACUAAAAGGUAGUCUGAAAGUACACAGCCGUGUUCAUACUGGUGAGAAGCCUUAUUCUUGUAGUAUAUGUAACAAGAGUUUUUCAGAAAGAAAGAAUCUGAAUAAACACUGUCGUAUUCAUACUGGUGAGAAGCCUUAUUCUUGUAGUAUAUGUAAUAAAAGUUUUUCACAAAAAGGUAAUCUCACUAGACACAAUCGUGUUCAUACUGGUGAGAAGCCUUAUUCUUGUAGUAUAUGUGAUAAAAGAUUUUCACUAAAAGAUAGUCUGAAAAUACACGGUCGCGUUCAUACUGGUGAGAAGCCUUAUUCUUGUAGUAUAUGUAAUAAGAGUUUUUCAGAAAGAGGGACUCUGAAUAGACACUGUAUUGUUCAUACUGGUGGGAAGCCUUAUUCUUGUAGUGUAUGUAAUAAAAAAUUUUCACAAAAAAGAGAUCUCACUGCACACAAUAGUGUUCAUACUAGUGAGAAGCCUGAUUCUUGAAGUAUAUGUAAUGAAAUUUUUUCACUAAAAAAAAUGUCUGACCAAUUCAGUCUUGUUCACACUGGUGAGAAACCUUAUUCUUGUAGUAUAUGUAAUAAGAGUUUUUCAGAAUGAGGGACUCUGAAUAGACACUGUAUUGUUCAUACUGGUGAGAAGACUUACUCUUGUAGUAUAUGUAAUAAGAGUUUUUCUCGAUGUGAGCAUCUGAAUAAACACAGUAUUGUUCAUACUGGUGAGAGGCCUUAUUCUGUAGUAUAUGUUAUAAGAGUUUAUCACAAAAAGGUAGUCUGACAGAACACAGUUGUGUUCAUUCUGGUGAGAAGCCUUUUUCUUGUAGUUACAUGUAAUAUAAGUUUUUAACUAAAAUGUAGUCUGAAAAAAACAAAACAAAACAGUUGUGUUCAUUUUAGUAUAUGUAAUAAAAGAUUUUUACUAAAAUGUAGUCUGAUCAAACACAGUCGUGUUCAUACUGGUGAGAUGCCAUAUUCUUGUAGUAUAUGUAAUAAGAGUUUUUCAGAAAGAGUGUAACUGAAUGAACACUGUCAUGUUCAUACUGGGGAGAAACCUUAUUCUUGAAGUACAUGUAAUAAAAGUUUUUCACUAAAAGGUA